AUGUCUCGAAGAAGAUAUCAAACCAAACCCUUCAUCUUUUGCCUCAAGACUCUGCUGCUGGUUUACUCCUUUGUCUUCUGGGUGUCAGGAAUCGUGCUGUUGUCCGUGGGGCUGUGGUGGAUCUUGAUGCUUGGCCCGUACUCUGUGCUCAUCUCAAGAGCACCCUCUGCCGUGCCCUUCGUGCUGUCGGGUACCGGCGCUGGCAUCGUGGUGUUGUCACUGUUCGGCUGCUGGGCCACCUGCAGGGGCCGCUGCUGGAUGCUGCGUACGUAUGCUGUGCUGCUGUCGCUUGUGUUUCUGACCGAACUGAUCGCAGGAAUAUCCGGCUUUAUAUUUCGUCACGAGAUCAAAGGCAGUUUUUUGAACUCUUUUUCUGAUGCAGUUCAAAAGUACAAUUCUCUGGAUGAACGCAGCCUUGCAGUUGAUGACCUACAGCGAAAGUUGCACUGCUGUGGCGUGUCAAACUACAGCAGUUGGCUGCACAGUUCUUAUUUCCCACACGGAGGAGUCCCAGGCUCCUGCUGCGUCCGGAUCCACGACUGUGAACGAGACGAACUCCGCAACGCAUCAAGAGUGGCAGACAUAGUGUAUGAGCAGGGCUGCUUUGAACUUGUGACAUCGUUCAUUGACAGAAAUCUCGGAAUCAUCGCUGGGGUCACAUUUGGCAUCGCUUUCUCUCAGCUAAUUGGGACUACUGUGGCCUGUUGUUUGUCCAGAUUCAUCAACUCAAACCAGUAUCAAAUGGUGUAA
This is a messenger RNA of Knipowitschia caucasica, 750 nucleotides long. Lineage: Eukaryota; Metazoa; Chordata; Actinopteri; Gobiiformes; Gobiidae. The record is from the annotation of a GenBank genome assembly.